Messenger RNA from Prorocentrum cordatum, 1820 nucleotides. NCBI's taxonomy places the organism in Eukaryota, Dinophyceae, Prorocentrales, Prorocentraceae. The record is from the annotation of a GenBank genome assembly.
AUGACCAACCUCCCCGCCCUCGGAAUGAAGUCCCUGAGGGCGCACUUGGAGGUCGAGGGGGCGGACAGCGAGAAGAUCCAGCAGGUAUUCGAAAAGGUCCGCGGCCGCGGCUCGGCCGCCCCGAUGUACCAGACGGCGUUGCACCCAGAGGAAUUCCAGGGCGAUCCCCCAGCUCUCUACUCUGUAGGGGAUCUCCCCCUCAUGCCGUCUGAAGGUUGCAAGAAGAUGAAGCAUGCCUUUGCCGUUGUCUUGAACUACCAGGGGGACAUCGACAUGGCCGCGGUGCGGGAGGCCAUGGCGGUCAACGACUACAAUGGCCUGCCAGAGCUAUUGCGCCCCAGAACAAACUGGGAAGCCCUCUACACGACGCAGCUGGCACUGGUGCCCGCUGGCGACGGCGACGGGACAGACAUCAUCAAGUACUUUCUGUUCUCGGGCCCGCAGCCGUUGGUCGACGUCGAGAAUCGCCUCCUGCGUGAGAAUGAAGUGUUGUACACGCUAUCUUGGGGCAAGGGAGCGGGCGUCAAGACGCCGUGGAAAGUCUUGGUCUACAUGAUGGAUCGGCUCGGUGGCACGCACUUCCGUUACCACCUACCCCCGCAGGAGAAGGGCGAAAAGGAGAAGAAGAAGUGCCUUCCCCAGGACAUGAUCGUAUCCCAGUACCAGUUCAUUAAGGACAACGCCCCGCGCGGCAACUUCGAUUGCGAACAGAUGAUGUGGAUCGACUUCCAGCUGAACGACCCGCAGAGCCCCAUCCACAGUUGGAAAGAUGGGAAGAUUAAGGAGGUUCUCUCGCACAUUAAUGACCAGGGCAUUCAGGCGAAAAAGAUCACGUACCACCCCAUCUUCAUCUUCGACACAGGGGGCGAGGGCGCCGAGCGCGCGAAGCGCAUCGUGCCUACUUUCAAGAGCCACUCCUGCCUCAUGGUCGGCGAGCCUGGCGAGGGGAAGACGCCGUACCUGGAGACGCUGGCAUUCGCCAUGGGCGACUACUACGCAGACAAGCUGGGGGGCCGCGGCUUGGCCUCGUUCAGAGAGGGGCCAGACCUGGAUUUCUUCAGGGCCGAAGAGGGCACGAAGCACUGCCCGUGCGUCUUUGAUGGCGGCGACUUGUUCGAGCAGCGCCCGAAGACGUUGAAGGCUUUCUUGGACGUCGGCCAGUUCCAGGCGAUGACGAGGGAGCGGUGGGGGGCUGCCAGGUUCGUUCGGGGUCAGGCGCGCUUCGCCGCGGAGAACAUGUGCGACGAGACGGCUGUCCCCACCGUGGACGCGUGGCGCGGUCUGUGCAUCUUGUCGCCAGCUGAGGCCAAGCAGAAGCGAAACCAGUUCUUCUUCGACAUGCUCAAGCGCACGUUCCCCAAUGACAUGUCCAAGGCGAACGUCAUGGCCCUCUUGAAGCGGUCCUCCGCGGUUGGCCACUACAUUACCAAGGCAGCGGGGAAUAUUCUCUACGACUACAUCCACAACGGCGCGACGCGGGACGCCGAGGAAUACAACUCGCUGAGGGACAAGCAGCUCCGCUUCAUGAAGGCGCUGCUGGACAAGGGUUCCGUGCCCCUGCCUCUCUCGGUCAAGGAGGAGCAGCCGCCUGACGGCGCCGAGGGCGGCAGUAGUUCGUCGGCGGCCCGCGAGCCCCUCCCGCCCUUGCCCAAGCGCAUCUGCUGGGCGAGGUCGUUCGGGAGCAUCCCAGAGGUCGAGAUCGACCUCUCGAGCUCGCCCGAAGAGGCCCGCGGCGCCGCCGCCGCGCCCAGUAGCCAGGACCUCGCCGCUGCGCUCGCCGAUGCAGACAACGGCGAUCCGCUCGGCCUGGGCGGCGGAAU